Messenger RNA from Trichoderma gamsii, 1341 nucleotides. RefSeq lists its product as hypothetical. The record is from RefSeq and is a predicted model, not a curated record. The transcript has a single exon. The coding region runs from base 1 to 1341 and encodes 446 amino acids. NCBI's taxonomy places the organism in Eukaryota, Fungi, Ascomycota, Sordariomycetes, Hypocreales, Hypocreaceae.
AUGGGAGAACAAGCCAUUAUACAAGGGCCUAGCCAGCUAUCCCCGCUGGAGUGGAUUAUGCCACGCUCCUACAUCAGCCAAAUCCUCUGCUUCCCAUCGUCGAAUCCUCGAAUAUCCGAAGUCCUCCGAGAUGGCCUCGCGGGCACAUUAGGAGAUGUCCCCUAUCUAGCCUCCAGAAUAAUGGCCCGAGCUCAUCCCAAGGGAUCCGUUGCCUUGAGCUCGCCGUGUGACUCACUGAGCGACUUAUUUCACGUCAAUACCUACACGGAUGUUGACUAUGAUGCCCUUCAGACUGGCGCUUUUCGACCAUCUGUUUUUGAUGGUCGGAGCUGGUUUUCUGCCGAUGUCGGCCCGGGCAAUACAUCCCCUAGCCCGGUCUUUCGCGCAGUCUUGACGCUGGUUAAGGGAGGAUGUCUGCUUGCUGUCAGCCUGCAUCACCAGACGGCCGACAUCACAGCAUACGGCUCAUUGUUGAAGAUAUGGGCAUCUCAUUGCAGGACGGGCUCAUCUGAGGGUAUUGGUUUUGACCCGAGCUGGUUAGAUCGCACGGCGAUUGUGAGAAGCUCUCACGAUGCACCCGCUGAUACGCCGCUGCUUCUCCAUAAAGAGGAGAGUCUUCCUUCUAGCCAACCAUCAAAACCUGCCAAGCUGGAGACUCAAUAUCUCAGAUUCUCUGGAGAGUAUUUGAAGCGUUUAAAAGCCGAAGUAAACAGACAAUUGCCUGAUGGGACCGCAUGGGUUUCCACCAGUGACGUACUAACUGCGCUCCUCUGGGGCUAUAUCAUUCAUUCUGAGUUCUCAGAUGAUAAUACCACUGCAGAUGGUAACUUGUUUAUGCGUAUAGCAGUUAAUUCUCGCAGUCGCUAUGAGCCACCACUUCCCAAGGAAUAUCUCGGCUCGUCUUUUGGUGUGACGCUGGUGACCGCCAAGAAAGCUGAUCUCGUCGCCAUUGGAAGCUCAACCGAACAGAAAGUCUUUACACCAGAAAUCGCAAAUGUGGCUGCAGCUGUGCGGCAAAGUAUUAAUGUGAUUAGCGAGCCAGCUAUGAACCGCAUAGUGAGCCAUUUGGCUGCCCAGGACGACGUCUCGAGUCUCAAAUUAUGCGAACAGGCUGCUGACGUUUCCAUCGUCUCUUGGGCAGAUGAAGGAGUAUAUGAGCUCGAUUGGGGCGCUGAACUGGGGCACUGCGAAGCUGCGAGACUAUCAUCGUUGAAAGGGAAGCGGUAUCCGGUUGUAUUUCCCAGACUUCCAAAUGGCGAUCUAGAAGUUCUUGUUGCUUUUGACGAGGAGUUGAUGAGCAAAUGGCAAAAUGCACAUGAGCGGAGUCCUUGGAAGGCGUAG